Molecule: messenger RNA, 1761 nt
Organism: Anopheles moucheti
Lineage: Eukaryota; Metazoa; Arthropoda; Insecta; Diptera; Culicidae
Exons: 3
Coding region: 343-1614 (423 amino acids)
Source: RefSeq, a predicted model, not a curated record
GCUUGCUGAUUGACGACACAGAACGGUCACUGAAAAUUGCUGCUGAUGUGGCCCGCAUCGUGGUGACAAGUAGCGAAGUUGCUAACGCCGAGUGCCGAGAUCCAGAUUCCGGUAGCGAAUCAGUUAAAACGUUCCCCGUUGCAGAGACAGCCUGCAGCCUAAUUGAUCAAUUGUACACCAAUCCGUACGAAGUGUACAAUUUCACGGGUCCCUCAGGCGGCUGUCACGAUAAGAGUGCGAUAACGACACUCCGCGCAACUGUGUUCAUCAGUCGUUACUGUGUGCCGGUCCAGUGACGGUUUGGCUUUUGGCAAAGUACGCAAAGCAGACGACAUAUUCACCAUGGAUGCUCCAAGGGCUGCUGUGAAGUUGAGCGAUAUUUCGGCGAAAUUUACCGAGGAAACGCUCGACGAGAUCGUUCGCAGCGCGGGUGGUAAGCGGUGCAUCAGCUGGAAGAUUCCGGAAACUAACUUCACCAAGGGAGAUGCUUAUCUGAGCGAACUGUACCGCAUCCAGCUAACCGGCGAACCGAACGAACCGGACCAGGAACCGAUGGUGGUGAAUGUGGUUGUGAAGACGAUCCCGAAGAACGUUGGACGACGCAAUACGUUCCGGUCGGCGGAUUUCUUUCGCAACGAGGUUAACUUCUACAACGUGGUGCUGAAGGAGCUGUACCGCUUUCAGGACUCGCGCAAACCGAAGAAUCCCUUCAAGGACGUCGAUAGGUGUUUUGUGGCGUACUCGGACGGUGUGAAUGAUUUCGUCGCAAUGGACGACCUUGGUCAGUACGGGUACAAAACAGCUUCAAGAGCCAAAGGUGUCGGACUGGAGGAGUGUCAGCGUUGCAUGCGUUCUCUCGGCCGCUUCCAUGCUCUGUCGCUUGCGAUGAAGGAACAGGAACCGGACCGCUUUCACGAGAUCGCACAUCAGUACGUCGAGGAAACGUACUAUGAUGCCCGGCUAAAGUCGUGGUACAACAACUUCCUGCAGGUGCAGAUCGAUAUCGCGCGCGAUGCAAUGGCUCGCGAGUAUCCGGGCACGGAGCUGGAGCGCAAGAUGGAGAAAUUUUUCGAUUGUGAUAUGUACGACCAUAUGGUUUAUCUGACGCACGCACGCAAUCAGAACUCGGUCAUCAAUCAUGGCGAUUGCUGGAUGCCGAACUUUAUGUUUCACGACAGUUCGCCGGCGAUGCGUAUGAUCGAUUUUCAGCUGGCCCGCUACAGUUCGCCCGUGCUGGACAUUUCUUUCUUUGUGUACUCCUGCACGAGCCAAGCGUUGCGUGAGGCACACUAUCAGGAUUUGCUGGAUGCGUACUAUGGUGGGUUGGCGGAGAUGUUGCGCGAUCUCGGCUCAGAUCCGGAUGUCGUUUUUCCGUACGCGGAGCUGGAGAAGGAGUUUAAACAGUAUGCCCGGUUCGGGUGCGGUAUGGGCAUCGAGUCGAUACCGUUCUCGCUGCUGGACGAGUCGGAGGUGCCAGAUCUGGAUAAGAUCACGGGUGACGAAUCGAUUCCGAUCGAAACGAUCUGGAUCUUGCGCCCGAUCGCGACCCAAGCGGGCAGGCUUCGUCUAACUGAUAUGUUCCGUCACGCCACUGACAUGGGUUAUUUGGAGUGAACACGUGAUUCUGCGGAUAUUAACGGUUUCCGUUAAGUUACGGAUGAAUUCAUAGCGAAUAAAUUGAAACGAAUUUUAUCAAGUAUUACGAGCACGAAAAAAAAGAGAAUCGAAUGUAAUAAUAUACUUAUCUUAAAGGUUUCUGCU